Messenger RNA from Anolis carolinensis (green anole), 1522 nucleotides. It is a transcript of the gene arpc4, whose product is annotated as actin related protein 2/3 complex subunit 4. Lineage: Eukaryota; Metazoa; Chordata; Lepidosauria; Squamata; Anolidae. The coding region runs from base 152 to 658 and encodes 168 amino acids. The transcript has 6 exons. The record is from RefSeq and is a predicted model, not a curated record. Gene Ontology annotation, molecular function: actin filament binding. Gene Ontology annotation, cellular component: Arp2/3 protein complex; actin cytoskeleton. Gene Ontology annotation, biological process: Arp2/3 complex-mediated actin nucleation; actin filament polymerization.
AUUUCAUAUACAGAUACCCCCGCAGAACGAUUUUGGAUCAGUCCCGAUAUUCCGGAAGCGGAGGAAAAUCUUUUCUUGGCGGGGGUCGCUUCCGCUUCCGUACUGGGGACCAAGCUGAGAGGCUGCCGCCGCUUCUGUCGCCUUUGCUGCCAUGACCGCCACCCUCCGUCCCUAUCUCAAUGCCGUACGUGCUACCCUGCAGGCUGCCAUGUGCCUGGAGAACUUCUCGUCUCAGGUGGUGGAGCGGCACAACAAGCCUGAGGUGGAAGUCAGGAGCAGCAAGGAGCUACUGUUGCAGCCAGUGAUCAUCAGCAGAAAUGAGAAAGAAAAAGUCCUCAUUGAAGGGUCCAUCAACUCUGUCCGAGUUAGCAUUGCAGUGAAGCAGGCUGAUGAGAUUGAGAAGAUUCUCUGCCACAAGUUUAUGCGCUUCAUGAUGAUGAGAGCAGAGAACUUCUUCAUUUUACGCCGGAAACCAGUGGAGGGCUAUGACAUUAGUUUCCUGAUCACAAAUUUCCAUACAGAGCAGAUGUACAAGCACAAGCUGGUGGACUUUGUCAUUCAUUUUAUGGAGGAAAUUGACAAGGAAAUAAGCGAGAUGAAGCUGUCUGUCAAUGCCAGGGCUCGCAUUGUGGCCGAGGAGUUUCUUAAGAAUUUCUAGACCAAGGGCUGGAGUCCUCAUCUUGGCUUUCUCAUCCUUUCUGCACAGCCUACAGAGAAGGCCACAGUUUGGAAGUGAGAUGAGAAGCAGCCAGACCUGCGGGGGCUGUCCCAGCUAAAUGUACACCAUGCUCGCCAGUGUGCCCAGGGGAGGGGAGGGUGCUUUUUAAAUAUUUUUGGAACAAAACUGUGCUUGUUUACGACUAUGUCGACUUGAUGUCCUUUUUUUUAAAACCACUUGCUGUAAUUUGUCUGCUUCAGUCUCCUGGUGGCCAAGUUCUUGCGGUGAGGUGGGGGGAGGAAUUGUUGGUUCUAGAAAUCCUCAGCAAAAGUAGUUGUGAGAAUUCCAGCUUGGUGCUGUUUGUACUGAAAUCGCCUCUAAUAGUUUUCAAAAAUCUGCCUUUCUCUAUGAUGCGGUGACAAUAGGAGAAAUGAGGCUUGAUUUGUUCCAUUGAGUUAGUUGGCAGCCAGCCUUGGAACUUUCCGAACUGGAGGAUCCAUAGAGUAAUUGCCUUCUUCACCUUCCCUAAUAGCAGACUUUGUACACAAGUUGGCUGCUGGAAAUGGCAACCCCCUUCCCCCGGUGCCAAGUCACUCCAGUUUUUGGAGAACGCACUCUCUCCUUCCAACUUCCUUCACUCACAGAGGGAGCAGAGGAUUUGGAGCACAGCACUGCCUCCUGUUCUCACCCUUUCUACCCCUUUCCUUACCUGUGCCAGAGGGAGAUGUGAUGGUAGGGGCCAGGCCUUAGACCCUCCAAAUGGGACGGAGCUGGAAUCUGUAACUCUUGGUUCUUUUUGCUAUGGCACUUGCUGUACCUUUCUUACUUGCCCUAUUAUUAAAGCCUUUUUUCUUGCCUCCUGAA